Molecule: messenger RNA, 2160 nt
Organism: Triplophysa dalaica
Lineage: Eukaryota; Metazoa; Chordata; Actinopteri; Cypriniformes; Nemacheilidae
Exons: 5
Coding region: 320-1249 (309 amino acids)
Biological process (GO): cell surface receptor signaling pathway; immune response; positive regulation of T cell proliferation
Cellular component (GO): external side of plasma membrane
Source: RefSeq, a predicted model, not a curated record
UGUUGCUAGAAGGGAUAAAGCCACCGCAGUCGUGCGAAACCUCGCCAUAUAAUUACAAUAAAUUGUUUUAGAUAACGCAUAAACCAACCCCAACCCUGAACCUAACCCUAGAAUAGUAAUAAAAUAAUUAUCAACUGUUUUCAGCGUGACAAAAAUUACGCGGUAUUGAAGUGCGCAUGCUCAGUGGCGGUAACUAGCUGUUUCGCUUUAACCCCGCGUCUGUAAGGAAAUCAUAUACACAAUUAAAUAAACCUAAAAGUAAAUUAAACUUAAUUAAGACAAUAUUACAUUGUUUUAUGGAUUCAUAAUAUUUCGCACCAUGAUCAUCAGCUGCUGCUACAUCUACGCACUGCUGGUAAACAUCUUGACUACUGAUAAAGUAUAUUCACAGGUGACAAUUGAUGGGGUUAUUGGAGGUUCUGUUCUCUUGCCAUGUGCUUCAAAUAAACAUGAGCACAACCUUCAAAACAUCAAUGUGCUUUGGCGAUACAAUGCCAGUAUGAACGUGUUUACUAUACUUAAAGGAAAAGGUUCAGUGGAGCAUCAGGGACCAAAGUACAAGAACAAAACAGAAAUUUUUCCUGAUGAGUUUUUGAAAGGAAUCUUCUCCAUACAACUCAACAAGCUUAUCCACACUGAUGCCGGAGAAUAUGAUUGUUACAUUAUACAUUCAGGAGAACAUGUGAAUGUCAAGCUGCUUAUUAAUGUGUAUUCUCAGGUCACAGUUGCCGGGGUUAUUGGAAGUUCUGUUUUCUUGCCAUGUGCUUCAAAUCUAACUGAGUACAAACUUCAAGACAUUGAUGUUCAUUGGAGACAUAAUGCCAGCAUGCAUGUCUAUGAUAUACUUAAAGGUAAAGGUUCAGUGGAGCUUCAGGAACCAAGGUUCAAGAACAAAACAGAUUUUUUUCCUGAUGACUUUGUAAGAGGAAACUUCUCCAUCCAACUCAACAAACUUGAACACACUGAUGCUGGAGUAUAUGAAUGUUACAUCGUACAUUCAGGAGAACACGUGAAUGUCCAGCUGCUUAUUAAUGAAUCAACGGAAGCAAAAGAGGCAGGAGAAGGAAAUAAAUCAGAAGAAACAAACUUAGUGUUUAUAUCAAUUACUGUGCUUUGCGUAUUUGUGGUGGUGGUGUCGUUUAGUAUUUCUCUCUUUGUGUACAAACGGUUUUAUAAAACAUCUAGAUCACAGGAGUCUUAUCCUGCUUCUGAAGAGCUUGAACCUGUGAAUCAAAAUCAUCACGAUUAGUGUCUGUUCACACUAUGGAUGAGAUCUAAAACUAUACAGCUUAGCAGUGACGGGGAUGCCACUAUGGUUGCUCCUGCACCUGAUUUGGUGGAAGUCAAACAUUAGCAAUUUUUUCUGGUAUCCCUCUUCUGCCCAAACUUACUACUGAUCUAAUAAGAUUGGGCAAGUAGGCAGCUAUUUCGUCUGGAUUUCUGUAACAUGAAAACUACAGGCAGAUUUGUUGCACUUGAACAUGCAAGAAUGUUUUUUUAUAAUAUCCCUUAACAGUGUGUCAUGUCUUUCUGACAUCAUGUAAACAUCAUGUCAAAACACUUACGAAACUUGUAAUUGUUCGGAUGAGAGAUUACAUUUUUUUGGUGAUUCAUUUCAAUACCAAUAGUUUGUUACAAACAACAUAGAAAUACUUAUUUUAUUCUGUAUUUUUGUUUAAACUUUUUCAAGGAUUAACAUUUCAAAGUUUGCUUUAUGCAAAUGUAUCGUUUAGGUUUUGUAGAACUGAUGCAUGUGCAUUCUCAAACUAAUCCACUUUUACAACAGCGAACACUUUGCUGUUGUUGAUUAUGUAUUUAUUGAAUGCUUGAAAAAAGACUGCCUAACCUUGUUAUAUUGCAGUGGUUUCAUAACUUUUUUACAUAACUUAUUUUGAAUUUACUAGUUGUGUGCUUUCUUUUUUUCAGUCAGUUGGUUUACAAUGUAUUUUGUAAUUAUUUGGUUAUAUUUUUGUCUGCCUUAAUGUUCAGACCUGCUUCUUUAAGGGAACAGUUUGAUUUUUAGAGGCACAAAACAGUGACACCAAAGAUCUUUAUUUUUGUAAACCUGUUCUUUAAGUCUUUAAUGUGUAAAUGUAUGGUACAGUGAAUAUUGCAUAAAUGUGUACUUAGCUUUUUUACUAGCUUAACUUUAUAAUAAAA